CAGCCCCGGCGCCAAACUCUGGCCUCCUUCCACCUCCACAGGCCGAACGGAGAGCUCCACUCCACUCCACUCCACUGGACACUGACCUAAACUGGCCCCGCUUCUCCCCCUGCCCCACCACUCCCACCGAGCAUGCGGCGCCUGCUGGACUCCGUCGAGCGCCUGGCCGCGGUGGCCGCCGCGACACCGGCGUCGGCGGGCGUCCACACGGACACGUUCCUCAUCCUCGCCGCCGUGCUCUGCUUCCUGCUCUGCGUCGUCGGGCUCGCCUUCGUCGCGCGGUGCUCGCGGCUAUGCAACCCCUCGGCGUUCUCCGUCGACGCGGGGCCCGGCGACGGGGCGGCAAUGCCGCCGCCGGCGGCGGCGCGCAAGGGGGUCGAGAAGGAGGCGCUGCGGAAGCUGCCGACCGUGCCGUUCGAGGGGGCGGGGCGGGAGGAGGGGGGCGACGACGGCGGGGAGCGGCCGGAGUGCGCCAUCUGCCUCGCCGAGUUCGCGCGCGGGGACGAGGUCCGCGUGCUCCCGCCGUGCAGCCACGCCUUCCACGCGGCCUGCGUCGACACCUGGCUCCUGUGCACCUCCACGUGCCCCUCCUGCCGCAGCGCCCUCGUGCUGGCGCCGGCGCCGGCGGCGUCCGGUACUACAGAUCCUCCCCAAUGCUGCGCGUCGGCGCAGGCGGCCCCCGCGGAGCCAGAGUACUCCGUCGCCGUCGCCGUCGAGCGCGGCCCUUGCCGGACGUCGGCGCCGUAGGCUGGCGAGCGCCCGUCCACGGGCACCAACACCUUGUACAUACGCGCUCUGGAAUCUCCUCCUUCCUGCCAACAAUCGCUGAUGGAUCGCUGAAGCUGUACAGUGUGCAAUGGUGAUUCAAUCAAUCACUUGUACGUCUGCUUGUGACAUUCUAAUCUGAUCUGUGAAUACCAAGUAAAAAAGCUAAAUCUUUUCUUAA
Molecule: messenger RNA, 946 nt
Organism: Panicum hallii
Lineage: Eukaryota; Viridiplantae; Streptophyta; Magnoliopsida; Poales; Poaceae
Product: RING-H2 finger protein ATL80-like
Exons: 1
Coding region: 133-747 (204 amino acids)
Source: RefSeq, a predicted model, not a curated record